Camellia sinensis is the source of this 516-nucleotide messenger RNA. NCBI's taxonomy places the organism in Eukaryota, Viridiplantae, Streptophyta, Magnoliopsida, Ericales, Theaceae. The record is from RefSeq and is a predicted model, not a curated record.
AUGCAAGAAAUUUCACACCAGGACAAGGUUCUUAUUGCCAUUGGGAAUUUCUACGUUUGUUCUAUAGUUGUGGGGAUGAUUCUAGAAAUCAUUGUCAUGUACCCCAUACAGCUCCGUUCAUACAGAGAUGGAAUCAAUAACCUUUUUGUUUUAUUGAUUGGAGGAAUACCUAUAGCUAUGCCAACAGUAUUAUCUGUCACACUCGCAAUUGGUUCUCAUCAACUCUCUCAACAGGGCGCCAUUACGAAGAGGAUGACAGCAAUUGAAGAAAUGGCUGGAAUGGAUGUCCUCCGUAGUGAUAAAACUAGAACUCUUACCCUGAAUCGCCUCACUAUCGAUCAAAACCUUAUUGAGGUUAUUCAAGAAGGGAAAAAUCUUUUUGUCUACAGGCACAUGCAAACAUCACAGAAGUGCAUUUCCUUCCUUUCAAUCCAGUGGACAAAUGCACUGCAAUUACGUACAUUGAUUCUGAUGGCAACUGGUAUCGGGCCAACAAAGGAUCUUCUGAACAGGUAA